CCAUCAAAUGUGCAAAAGGUAGACCAACCAUCUUUGAGUGUCCUGCUGGUUUUGUUUAUACUGCACAAGCAUUUAAAUUCGAGCUAGUUGACACUGCAAAGACGAAAAGUUCUUCCUAACAACAUAGUUGCAUUCCUAAAACCUCAAUGCCAUGAAUGUUCAAGAUCGACAACUGAAAAAAAAAGCAACUGGAAGAGAAAGAAAGCUAACCUCGAAUCAAUCUCUUGGCCUCCCUUUGAUACUCAUCCUGAUUCUCCAAUAAUGUGCCCCGACACCGCCGCCGCCAACCACCAUUUCGGUAAAGUGUUCUGCCUCCGAGCCAAGUACUUCUUCCAAUCAUUUUCCCCUACAGCACGACUCAGGGACGCCAAUGGAUUAUCCAAAACCCCAAACUUCUUCCUCUUCGACCUCACGCCAUCUCUUUCUAUCGCCACCGCCGCCGUCGCAACCACCACCUCUCUCCCCCCGAGACUCCGGUCUCUCCUCACGACAACCUUCUCCCGCCUAAACCCUACACUCCGCCUGAACGCGAGCCCCAGGCCAAUCAAAACCCUAACCGCCGAAACAAACACAAAUCGACACCAUGCUGUGAGUGAACGCUGCUGGGAUACUGAACGAUUUCGGCGGUGAAGACGCAGGACGGAGAGAGGAGGAGGCUCGGAUUGAGACCGGCGGAGGACGGAGAGAGGGAGGCACGAAUUGACUUACAGAAAAAAUCAGCGGGGGCUGUUGGCGGUGAAGACGGAGGAUGGAGAGAGGAGGAGGCUCGGAUUGACACCGGCGGAAGACGGAGAGAGGGAGGCUCGGAUUGAGUGGGAGAAAAAAUCAGCAGGCCCGUUGGCGGGUGAAGAUGGAGGAAGGAGAGAGGAGGAGGCUCGGAUUGACAACGGCGGAAGAUGGAGAGAGGGAGGCUCGGAUUGACUGGGAGCAGGCCCGUUGGACGUCGCAAUAGGAGCCGAGUCAAUUUUUUUUGUUCCGAAACUACCCCUCCGAGAAACGCUCCCGAGGCAGCAAAUUUGAAAUGGGGAAGCUGUUUUCCCCUUCAGCAUAUUAUAAGUAGAGUAGAUAGAUAGAUAGAUGGGCUAAUGCAUGCUUAAUAAAAGGAAAGGCUAAUUAAGAAGUGGGUUGGGCCAGAACUUAUUAUUUUCGUUCGAUAAUCUGAUUUAUGCAGGUGAUGCUCAGGUAGUGCUCAGGAAGAUUCAAGUGGCUCAACUAGAUUAUGCUCGUGGUGGGACAAUUCUGCAUGAGAUUUGUGACCUUCGAGAUUUAUUUGAGUGUUUGAGACUCUGUUUGUUGGUCGUUAGUGUAAUAGGAUUGUCCAUUUGGUGGACAAAAGAUUAUUUCAUUGAUCCCUUCGAUUGUAGGGUUCAACCUUAUUUCUGGGUUGUUUUCAACUACAUAACUUCUCUGUAUUUAUUUGUUUCUCGUUAAUACGAGCGAUCUUGUGCUAAAAAAAUAACUUUUUUUUGGUCAAAAUCAUUACGAGCCGUCCACAGCCCAUCCAUGCAUUUAAACAUUGGGUUAAUACCUUAGUUUGGCCCGAACAAUAGACAAACUUUCUACUUUGGCCCGUGGUAUCAGAAAUUGCUAUUCUGGCCUAAACUAUGUAGCAUACUUUCUUAUUUGGCCGGAUGCGGGUUUGACCAUCAAAUUAGACGGUCAACCGAGUUGAUCGUUAGACAAGGUCCACCUCACUUGCCACAUCAGCUUUUCGGGAAUAAAAAAUUAAUUUUGUA
This is a messenger RNA of Linum trigynum, 1736 nucleotides long. The record is from the annotation of a GenBank genome assembly. NCBI's taxonomy places the organism in Eukaryota, Viridiplantae, Streptophyta, Magnoliopsida, Malpighiales, Linaceae.